AUGGGUAGCGGAGGAGCCAACCCAGAGCACGGGUCGAGUAGUCCCCGCAUGGCCACGUGGUGUGACUCAGACUCUAAUCACAUGACCAUUCCCUCUCAGUCACUUUCAGGCCUGACGUUACAUUAUGCUCCACUGAGCCACACGUCUUUCUUCACCCUAGCCACUCAGCACGUGGGAACCAUUGGACAGCAGCAAACAAAAUGGGGAUCGAAAGGUCUCUUCUCCCUCUGCACGUUCCCCAGGUCCGCGUCCUCUCAGACGAGCCCUGUGAGGUCUUCUGGGGCCGGGGGCCAGGGGCCAGGGGCCGGGGGCCAGGGGCCGGGGGCCAGGGGCCAGGGGCCGGGGGCCAGGGGCCAGGGGCCAGGGGCCGGGGGCCAGGGGGCCGGGGGCCGGGGGCCGGGGGCCGGGGGCCGGGGGCCAGGGCUGAAACAGCAGGGCUGUGCAGAGAGGCAGGCGUGGCAGACCAACGGUAGCGCCUUUGCUGCCGGUGUGUGA
Molecule: messenger RNA, 495 nt
Organism: Electrophorus electricus (electric eel)
Lineage: Eukaryota; Metazoa; Chordata; Actinopteri; Gymnotiformes; Gymnotidae
Source: RefSeq, a predicted model, not a curated record